GUCUUUUCAGUUUCUCCCCAACCCCGAAAAACCUGAAUAAAAACUCUCAUCUCCCUCCCAUUUAUAUCAAUCGCGCAUUUCGCUCUCCAAACCCUAACCCUAAAGACAAAAAUCCUAAUCGGAUCAUAAUCUCUUAUAAUCUCCAUGAAUAACCAAGACAAUAACCUCUACGAAACGGCCUCGCAGCCAGACACAGCAACAGACGCCUACACCUUCCUUGAAUUCAACACACAAGGCGAAUCCGAUUUUGACUACCCGGAAUUCCGCUCUCCGGUGGCCUGGCCCACUCCUUCUGAUUCUCUUGGUGCCACCUCCUCCGCCGUAGACCCUACCUCAUCCGACCACCGUACCGCCGCUUCCACCCCCGAUCUCCACUCUGAUUCUCCUGCUGCGUCUCCUGUCGCGUCAAAAUCUGCAGUGCGUGGCGGUGGAGCGAAUAGCGGGACCCAGGGGGUGGUGGAGGGGUUAGUGGCGAGCAUAGGAGGGUUGAAUUUUGAAGAGACAGGAGAUGAUGACGGGUAUGAGUUUGGGAAAGGGGAUUUUACAGAGCACGCUUGCAGGUACUGCGGGGUUUCGAAUCCUGCGUGUGUUGUGAGGUGUAAUGUGCCGUCAUGUAGGAAGUGGUUCUGUAAUUCAAGAGGGAAUACAUCUGGUUCGCAUAUUGUUAAUCAUCUGGUUCGAGCAAAGCAUAAAGAAGUCUGUCUCCAUAAAGACAGCCCUCUUGGAGAAACAAUACUUGAGUGCUACAACUGUGGUUGCCGAAAUGUGUUUCUUCUUGGAUUUAUAUCGGCCAAGACAGAGAGUGUUGUUGUCCUCCUCUGCAGGGAGCCGUGCUUGAAUGUUAAUGCACUGAAGGACAUGAACUGGGACCUGAGCCAGUGGUGCCCCCUUAUUGAUGAUAGGUGUUUUCUACAAUGGCUUGUGAAGAUCCCAUCCGAACAGGAGCAGUUGAGGGCUCGCCAAAUUAGUGCUCAACAAAUAAAUAAAGUAGAAGAACUUUGGAAAACUAAUCCUGAUGCCUCCCUUGAAGAUCUUGAGAAGCCUGGUGUUGAUGAUGAGCCACAGCCUGUGGCAUUGAAGUAUGAAGAUGCAUAUCAGUACCAAAAUGUAUUUGCUCCACUUAUUAAGCUUGAAGCUGACUAUGAUAAAAUGAUGAAAGAGUCUCAAAGCAAGGAUAAUGUCACUAUUCGAUGGGAUAUUGGCCUUAACAAGAAGCGUGUUGCAUAUUUUGUAUUUCCAAAGGAGGACAAUGAGUUGCGUCUUGUACCUGGUGAUGAGUUACGACUGCGCUAUUCUGGAGAUGCUGCUCAUCCAGCAUGGCAAUCAGUUGGGCAUGUGAUCAAGCUAACUGCACAAGAGGAGGUUGCACUUGAGCUUCGUGCUAGUCAGGGAGUUCCUGUUGAUGUGAACCAUGGUUUUAGUGUUGAUUUUGUUUGGAAGAGCACGAGCUUUGAUCGGAUGCAGGGAGCAAUGAAGACUUUUGCAGUGGAUGAAACCAGUGUCAGUGGGUAUAUAUAUCACCACUUGUUGGGCCAUGAGGUUGAGAAUCAAACAGUUCGUAAUGCAUUGCCUCGCCGUUUUGGGGCACCUGGUCUUCCAGAGCUGAAUGCAUCCCAAGUUCUUGCUGUGAAGAAUGUCCUCCAAAAGCCCAUUAGUUUGAUUCAAGGUCCACCUGGCACAGGAAAAACAGUCACUUCUGCAGCCAUUGUAUAUCACAUGGCCAAACAGGGCCAAGGGCAGGUUUUGGUGUGUGCCCCAAGUAAUGUGGCUGUAGAUCAGCUAGCUGAGAAGAUAAGUGCCACUGGCUUAAAGGUGGUUAGGCUAUGUGCAAAAUCAAGGGAAGCUGUUAGUUCUCCUGUUGAGCAUCUCACCCUUCACUAUCAGGUCAGGCAUCUGGACACUUCAGAGAAAAGUGAACUUCACAAGUUGCAACAAUUGAAAGAUGAACAAGGGGAACUGUCCAGCAGUGAUGAGAAAAAAUACAAAGCACUGAAACGAGCGACUGAAAGGGAAAUUUCUCAAAGCGCUGAUGUCAUCUGUUGCACUUGUGGUGGUGCUGGAGAUCCUCGGUUGGCAAAUUUUAGGUUUCGCCAGGUACUUAUUGAUGAGUCAACUCAAGCGACAGAACCAGAGUGUCUUAUUCCUUUGGUACUUGGGGCGAAGCAGGUUGUAUUUGUUGGUGACCAUUGCCAGCUUGGUCCUGUCAUUAUGUGCAAGAAAGCUGCUCGUGCUGGGUUAGCCCAGUCUCUCUUUGAACGCCUUGUUUUACUUGGUGUGAAACCAAUUAGAUUGCAGGUUCAAUAUCGCAUGCACCCGUGUCUUUCUGAAUUUCCAUCUAACAACUUUUAUGAAGGCACUCUACAAAAUGGAGUGACUGUCAAUGAGAGACAAUCGUCAGGCAUUGAUUUUCCUUGGCCUGUGCCUAAUCGUCCUAUGUUCUUCUAUGUCCAGAUGGGACAAGAAGAGAUAAGUGCCAGCGGGACAUCCUAUCUAAAUCGUACGGAGGCUGCAAAUGUUGAAAAAAUUGUAACUACGUUUUUGAGGAGCGGUGUAGUCCCGAGCCAGAUUGGAGUGAUAACACCUUAUGAGGGGCAGAGAGCAUAUAUUGUGAACUAUAUGUCAAGAAAUGGUGCCCUCAGACAGCAACUAUACAAGGAAAUUGAGGUUGCAAGCGUUGAUUCAUUUCAAGGAAGAGAAAAAGAUUACAUUAUUUUGUCCUGUGUUAGGAGCAAUGAACAUCAGGGCAUUGGAUUUCUUAAUGAUCCUCGGAGGCUGAAUGUUGCUCUAACUCGUGCUCGAUAUGGUAUUGUCAUCCUGGGAAACCCUAAAGUUCUAAGCAAGCAGCCUUUGUGGAAUAGCUUACUAACUCACUACAAGGAACACGAGUGUUUGGUUGAAGGACCUUUGAAUAACUUAAAGCAGAGUAUGGUUCAAUUUCAAAAGCCCAAAAAGAUUUAUAACGAUAGGAGACUGUUUUUUGGUGGUGGACCUGGAAUUGUCCCAAAUGAUAGUUUUGGGUCUGUUGCCUCAGCUAGCUCAAAUGCUGAUAGAAGAAACUCCCGUGCCAGGGGUUCUUAUUUGUCACCAGGCCCACCCAAUGGUGCCCAUAAGCCUGGUGUUGCUGGGUUUCCAAUGCCUCGGGUCCCCAUUCCACCAUUUCAUGAUGGUCCACCUUCUCAACCAUAUGCUAUUCCUACUCGUGGAGCUGUGCAUGGGCCCAUCGGAGCUGUUCCUCAAGUCCCUCCACCUGGAAGUCGAGGUUUUAGUGCUGGGCGUGGCAAUGCUGGUGCACCUAUUGGAAGUCAUCUCUCUCACCAGCAAGGCAUUGGGAAUAUUGGAUCAUUCAACUUUCCUGCCCUAGAGAAUCCAAAUAGCCAGCCAUCUGUGGGUGGUCCCCUAUCUCAGCCUGGAUAUGUUAAUAAUAUUCCAGUUCAAGGGUCGAGCCAAACCUUUCGUGAUGGAUUUUCCAUGGGUGGUAUGUCCCAGGAGUUCUUGGGCGAUGACUUCAAAAGCCAGGGAUCACAUGUUCCUUACAAUGUUGCUGAUUUCUCAACUCAGGCAUCUCAAGGUGGAUAUGCUGUCGAUUAUGUUACACAAGGGGCACAAGGUGGGUUUCCAGGGAACUUCUUGAAUCAGAAUUCUCAACCUGGAUACUCUCGUUUUGGUUCUGGAAAUGAUUUAAUGUCUCAGGAUUACAUGGCGCAUGGAUCACAAGGUCUAUUCACUCAGGUUGGCUUUAAUGAUCCCUCGCAAGAUGAUGCAUCACAAAGCCAGUUUGGCAUAGCCAACCCUAACCAGCUUCAAUCACAGGGCUUGAUGAAUUCCCUUUACUCUCAGCCCUUUGGCCACUACAACACUCAGCAGCUGAAUUUGCAGGCUCCACAACAGCAGCCUCAGCAGGGUCAGGGUAUCCAAAACCAGAAAGUCCAUUACAAUGGUUGAAAAGUGAAUGGGGAGGUUUUUUGGCUGUGAUGGGUUAUGAUCUUCGCAUUCAGCAACCUGGUUUGUGCUGUCAUGUGUGCCUAAAUAUAUCCCCGCCAAAAGGGCAGGAGAGUUUGCCGUGCUUGUGAGGUCAGUUUGGUAUGCUUCAUAAGCCAGAGAAUUCAGUGGGUGAUAAGAAUAAAAGAGAGUGGGCAAUAGCUCUGCAAUGGGGUGUAUGAGCAAAUGUGGCCGCACAUCCAAGGCUGAGAAAGAAAGGGUAAAACCCAGGUGUCCGCUUAUAAAGUAGUGUGUUUUGAGAAGGUAAAGUUCCGAAGGAGCAUUACAUGGCAUGGUUUGUUGGAAGGGUGUGGACGUGAAGACGAGAGGGGCGCAUAAUAUAAUACUUGAUCUAAAGGGGAGAGACCUCUAUUAAUAAUUAUACAAAAGCAGUUGCCCCUGAAAUUUUCUGUACAGCGACGGGAAAGUCACCUAGCCCUUUCCAAGCGCGCAGGAUAACACAUUCAGCCCUUCCUGACAUGUAAUUAUACUCUGUUGUAAGUAGUUAGACGCUGACGAGAUCUCCUAUGAACCUUGUACCGUGCAGCCAGGGGGAUCUUGCUCUUUGCUGGGAUGUUGUUUCAAAUGUGGAAUUGGCUUUUACGUUAGACUAGCCUUGUUUUGAAGGCUUUGUCCCGUAGUUUUAUUGGGACUGCGUGGUCACAGGCUACUUUUGGGAGGCUGAUUAAUAGUGGCGAUGGUUUCAACUUGUAAUCUUACAUUUCCCGUCCUUGCUAUUACUGAUGGAAUCGAAAUUGAAAUGAUAUCUGGAUUGAUCAGAA
Molecule: messenger RNA, 4760 nt
Organism: Populus euphratica (Euphrates poplar)
Lineage: Eukaryota; Viridiplantae; Streptophyta; Magnoliopsida; Malpighiales; Salicaceae
Product: regulator of nonsense transcripts 1 homolog
Exons: 29
Coding region: 145-3942 (1265 amino acids)
Biological process (GO): nuclear-transcribed mRNA catabolic process, nonsense-mediated decay
Cellular component (GO): cytoplasm
Molecular function (GO): DNA binding; RNA helicase activity; RNA binding
Source: RefSeq, a predicted model, not a curated record